Molecule: messenger RNA, 2936 nt
Organism: Pistacia vera
Lineage: Eukaryota; Viridiplantae; Streptophyta; Magnoliopsida; Sapindales; Anacardiaceae
Product: pentatricopeptide repeat-containing protein At1g79540
Exons: 1
Coding region: 272-2659 (795 amino acids)
Molecular function (GO): protein binding
Source: RefSeq, a predicted model, not a curated record
AUUUAAGAGAAAUAACUAGUUUAAUUAAAUGAAACAUAGAGGUCAAUGAAUUUUCCUCAUUCGAAAACAAUUAUACAGCAACACCACUUUCGCUCAAUCAAUUUUCUCGGCAACCAAACACCAAAACAAACCAUUCACCUCCACUCUGCCACUUCUUCUUCUUCUACUCAUGCAAUCUAAAUCUCAUCCAAAUCCCUAGCCCACGAAACCCCACAAUGGCCUCACUCUUCUUCUUCUUCUUCUUCUUCUUCUUCUUCUUCACAAUUCUGCCAUGAAACUCCCUUCUCUUCUGCUCCGCCCAGUCUCCUCUCAUCUCAUCUCUCCCAAACUAUCUUCAUCGUUCUCUUCUUUAACUCUACAAUCUUCUGUUGUCAAAGAAGUCCUGACCAUCCUUGACACUAUCAACCCCAUUGAACCUGCCUUGGACCCUCUAGUACCCUUUCUUUCUUCCCAAAAUAUCAACUCUAUACUCAAGAAAACACCAAACCCUCAAUUAGGUUUUCGUUUCUUUAUCUGGGCAUCUAAAUGGAAGCGUUUCCGCAAUGAGAGAUCUCAAAAUUUGAUCAUUGACAUGCUCUUAAAGGCGAAUGGGUUUGAUUUGUAUUGGCAAAUCCUUGAGGAGUUAAAGGCUAGCGAUGUUUCUAUUGUGUCCUAUGCGUUUUCUGUUCUUAUUUCAGGCUAUGCUGAAGUGGGUAACUGCGAAAAAGCGUUGGAGAUUUUUGGUAAGAUCAAGGAAUUUGAUUGUGAGCCUGAUGUUUACACUUAUAAUAAGAUUUUACACAUUGUGUCGCGUCAACAAGUGGUUUUGUUAACUUUGGCUGUUUAUAAUCAGAUGUUGAAAUUGAAUUGUACGCCCACUAAAGCAACGUUUAGUAUUUUGAUUGAUGGGUUGUGUAAGAGUGGCAAAACUCAGGAUGCACUUAAACUGUUUGAUGAAAUGAUGCAGAGAGGCAUGUCGCCGAAUAGGAUUACCUAUACUAUUGUUAUUUCGGGUUUGUGUGGAGCCAACAGGGCGGAUGAUGCAUAUAGAUUGUUCAGGAAGAUGAAAGAGAGUGGUUGUAGUCCGGAUUUUGUUGCUUAUAAUGCUUUGCUUAAUGGGUUUUGUAAGUUGGGUAGAGUUGAUGAGGCUUUUGCGCUUUUGAAGUCAUUUGAGAAGGAUGGUUAUGUUCUCGGAUUACGUGGAUACACUAGUUUGAUUGAUGGGUUGUUUAGAGCUAAGAGAUAUCAUGAAGCCUAUGAAUGGUAUAGGAAGAUGUUGGAAGAUAAUGUUGAGCCUGACGUUGUUUUAUAUGCUGUGAUGAUACGAGGGUUAUCGGAGGCUGGUAAGGUUAAGCAUGCUAUGAAGUUGAUGAGUGAGAUGAGUUUAAGAGGCGUGGUUCCUGAUACUUAUUGUUACAAUGCCUUGAUCAAAGGGUUUUGUGAUAUGGGUCUGUUGGAUCAGGCUCGGUGCCUUCAACUAGAGAUUUUGAAGCGUGAUACCUCUCCUACUACUUGCACCUACACCAUUCUUAUUUGUGGCAUGUGCAGGAAUGGACUUGUUGAUGAUGCACAGAAAAUAUUCAAUGAGAUGGAAAGGGCUGGGUGUUUGCCUUCUGUUGUUACAUUCAAUGCACUUAUUGAUGGACUUUGUAAGGCUGGUGAGCUUGACAAAGCUAACCUUCUGUUCUAUAAGAUGGAGAUAGGAAGAAACCCUUCGUUAUUUCUUCGGCUCUCUCAGGGUGGCAAUCGGGUUCUUGACAGUGCUAGCUUGAAAACUAUGGUAGAGCAAUACUGUGAGUCUGGAUUGAUUCUUAAGGCCUACAAGAUUCUUACGAAACUUGCUGACAGUGGCAAUGUGCCAGAUAUCAGGACUUAUAACAUUUUGAUUAAUGGUUUCUGUAAGGCCAAUAACAUUAAUGGUGCUUUUAAGCUCUUCAAGGAGCUGCAACUCAAGGGGCUCUCUCCUGACAGUGUAACAUAUGGAACUCUUAUAACUGGUCUUCAAAGAGUUGGCAGGGAAGAUGAUGCCCUUAAAAUAUUUGAUGGCAUGAUAAAGAAGGGUUGUACCCCUAGCUUGGCAGUUUAUAGGUCACUUAUGAGUUGGUCUAGUCAGAGGAGUAAGGUUUCAUUAGCUUUUAGUCUUUGGUUGAAGUAUAUGAGGGAAAUUUCUGGUCGGGAACAUGAACCACUUGGGGAAAUAGAGGAACAUUUCCAGAAGGGAGAAGUGGAAAAGGCAGUCCGAGGCUUACUGGAAAUGGACUUUAAGCUUAAUGAUUUUAGUUUAGCACCUUAUACCAUUUUUCUUAAUGGAAUGUGUCAGGCUGGACAAGUAGAAGAAGCUUUAAAAAUUUUUGUAAUUCUAGAGGAGUGCAAGGUCAUCAUCACUCCUCCAAGCUGUGUGAAAUUGAUACAUGGUCUCUGCAAAAAAGGAAACCUUGACCAAGCAAUAGACAUUUUCCUUUACACAGUGACGAAUGGUUUCAUUUUGAUGCCCCGAAUUUGCAAUUAUCUACUUAAGUCUCUUCUUCGUUCUAGAGAGAAAAAAUAUCAAGCCUAUGAAAUUCUUAGCAGAAUGAAGUCUCUUGGAUAUGAUUUGGAUGCCUGCCUUUACCGAUCUACAAAAUCCCUUUUACCUAGUCAUUGGAGUUCAUGGGAAAUGGAAAAGUCAUCUCCUGGAUGAAUUUUGAAUGCAUAGAAAACGGAAACAUGUACAAUAUUUUGGGCGCUGCAGAGGAAAUAAGUGGAGUGAUUGGGGCCUGUUAAACUUUUUUGGUUCCCCAUUUCAACGUUGUACUCUUCACUGAUUUAAUCACCCAAGAGUUAUUAGGACCUGAUUACUGGGAGAAAUAACAGAAAUGAGUCAUUAGGAAAGUGGAUGGCAUAGACUACUUUCUAUGCAUCCAAAAUUUUUGUAAUUUAUACACUGAAUUAUUUUUGUAACUUUAUUGAUUGUUACG